Molecule: messenger RNA, 1197 nt
Organism: Parastagonospora nodorum SN15
Lineage: Eukaryota; Fungi; Ascomycota; Dothideomycetes; Pleosporales; Phaeosphaeriaceae
Exons: 2
Coding region: 1-1197 (398 amino acids)
Molecular function (GO): carboxylic ester hydrolase activity
Source: RefSeq, a predicted model, not a curated record
AUGACGGGACAUCUUUUGCAGCUAUUCGGUUUCCCAGGCUCUACUGAACUCCCCAUCACAGAGCGCAAUGUCGGCUUCCUGGACCAACGAUCAGCUCUUGACUGGGUCCAGCGAAACAUCCAUGCCUUCGGCGGCGAUCCCACAAAAGUAACCAUGUUUGGCGAAAGCGCUGGCGGGUUUUCCAUUGAUACUCAUCUGACCAGUUACGACGAAGAUAGCGUCCCGCCCUUCCGAGCUGCCAUUCUACAGAGCGGGCAGUACACAUACCGCUCUGUGCCAAAUGCAGACAGCACCAUCGCUUGGAACAAUGUGACCACCCAGCUCGGCUGUCCUGGCGUGUAUGGAAGUAACCUAACCUGCGUCCGAGCCGCAAACGCAAGCACCAUCCAGAACAUCAUCAACACCAACACGCUCAUCUCCGCCCCCGUAGUCGACAACGCGACAUUCGUCAGCGACCCAGCCCAGCGCCGUCUCUCCAGGAACAUCGCUCGCAUCCCCGUACUCGGCGGCACGAACGCCCAAGAAGGCCGCCUGUUCACCGUCAACCAGACAAACCUGACGACAUUCCUUCAAAACACAUUUAAGAACUUCUCCAAUCUGAUACCCGCUAUCCGAGACGCAUACCCCCUCGCCGACUCAAGCAACGCCUCGCAACACGACGCCAUUGCGCAAAUCUACACGGAGCUGGUCUUCCAAUGCCCGCAAGCACUGUGGGCAAACGCGACUGCUUCAAUCGGUAUUCCGACGUGGCGAUACUACUUCAACGCCUCGUUCCCCAACACGCAACUCUUCCCCGACGCUGGCGUGUGGCACGCGUCUGAAGUCAGCGUCGUGUUCGGCACAUAUGCCACGGCGAACACGACGACGCAGGAAUACGCGCUGAGCCAGUAUAUGCGUAGUACGUGGGCGAAGUUCGCGAAGAAUCCGUACGCGGGACCGGGGUGGAAUGCGGUGGGCAGUGGGGCGGAGGGGAGGGUGUUGGAAGGGGCGUAUGACGAGGUUGGCGGCGGGGUGUUGAAGAUGGGGAAUGAGAGCUUGAUUGAAGGGGAUUGGAGUUUGGGUGUGCUGGGAGAUGUAGGAGAUGUAAAAGGGAGUGGAGUUACGGUGUUGCCGCAGAGUGCAGUUGAUGCGAGGUGUGAGUUGUUCAGACCGCUGUUUGAGGCUGUUGGUGGAGAGGGAGCGAUACCACCGUCAUGA